Molecule: messenger RNA, 1117 nt
Organism: Molossus molossus (Pallas's mastiff bat)
Lineage: Eukaryota; Metazoa; Chordata; Mammalia; Chiroptera; Molossidae
Gene: ETFBKMT
Product: electron transfer flavoprotein subunit beta lysine methyltransferase
Exons: 4
Coding region: 257-1057 (266 amino acids)
Biological process (GO): peptidyl-lysine trimethylation
Cellular component (GO): mitochondrial matrix
Molecular function (GO): protein-lysine N-methyltransferase activity
Source: RefSeq, a predicted model, not a curated record
CUCCCGCGCUGCGCGCUCAGCCUGAGGUUCCGGGGUCGGCAGUGCGACCCGCGCACAGUUGUAAUAAAUGCGCGAGAAGACGCGCAGCAGGAGUGACAGGUGCCCUGCGCUUUAGCCUCCCCGGGAGGUGGUAGCGAAGCCAGAGAUCUAGAGAUUCCAGUUGAGAUCAAGUUGGCAGCCAGAACCUUAUACUUGGCCUAUGAGGAGCAGCUCUUAUCAACAUCAGUGACAGAACCUGUGGUUUGGAAAAGGACUGAUGGCUUUGAACCCAGGCUGGAGGACAUUUGCACUGUUUCCAACGAACCAGAGUGGUGUCUUUCUAAAGGCCAUGAGAAGCAGUGGUCUUUCCUCGUACUCCUGGGGCCACUAUCUCUGGAGAGGGACUGGAAGCUUUUUGGAUCCUGAGAUGAAAGCUUUCCUGGAGGAGAACACUGAAGUCACCAGCAGUGGCAGCCUCACCCCUGAAAUCCGGUUACGGCUGUUGACCCCCAGAUGCAAGUUCUGGUGGGAAAGAGCUGACCUGUGGCCCCACGGUGAUCCUUACUGGGCAAUCUACUGGCCAGGAGGCCAAGCUCUGUCUAGGUAUCUUUUGGAUAACCCUGCCAUUGUCAGAGGAAAAUCUGUGUUAGAUCUUGGGAGUGGAUGUGGAGCUACUGCCAUCGCUGCUAAGAUGAGUGGGGCAUCGAGGAUCUUGGCCAACGACAUAGACCCUAUUGCAGGAAUGGCUAUUACACUAAAUUGUGAAUUGAACCACCUGACUCCUUUUCCCAUUUUAACCAAGAACAUUUUGGAUUUGGAACAAGGUAAAUGGGACCUGAUUGUGCUUGGAGAUAUGUUUUAUGAUGAAGACCUUGCAGAUAGUCUUCAUCGAUGGCUGAAGAAUUGCUUUUGGACCCACAGAACUCAAGUACUGAUCGGUGACCCUGGCCGACCCCAGUUCAGAGGACACAGCAUUCAGCAUCAGCUGCACAAAGUUGUAGAAUAUUCACUUCCAGAACCUACUAGGCAGGAAAACAAUGGACUGACAACAAGCAUAGUGUGGGAUUUCCAGCCUUGAGUUGUCAGAAUGCUUCCAAGUAUGGAUAUAGCCGUGUUUGGAUUUUACCCUAAAAGACUC